Molecule: messenger RNA, 4907 nt
Organism: Alosa alosa (allis shad)
Lineage: Eukaryota; Metazoa; Chordata; Actinopteri; Clupeiformes; Clupeidae
Product: interferon-induced very large GTPase 1-like
Exons: 6
Coding region: 2937-4907 (656 amino acids)
Molecular function (GO): GTP binding
Source: RefSeq, a predicted model, not a curated record
GCUCUUGCAACAGAAGGCUUCUUUUUCAAGACACUUAUUGCAUCAAAUGCAAUGUUUUGCUAAUGCACCAUUUUGACCUUUUUUUUUGCAUUUCCUUACCUGAUUACUCAACUGAUUUCGCCUGAGAAGAAGAUAAGUAAAAAGGCUGUGACUGGCUACGGACCAAAAAGCAGGAAAAUCUAUGGCAUGCCUCGGAACUGUGCUGGUGCACAAUCUGGCUCAGACUGGUCGAAACUGAGCAGUAUACGCAGAUUUGUUUGAGACCUGCAUGGGCCCUGGUUGAAUUGACGUGGAAGGACCCAUCUACUAAAACACACCAAAACAGUUAAUGAGGCGUGAAACAGAAGACAAUUAUUAGAGAAGAAGCUUGAAGACCAAUUUCAUUAUAUUACUGUUGGGAUUUCAGGCUUUUUCAUUAAUUUGAUAUUGACAAUUUCAGGCCAUAGGCAAGAUUUGCACAUGCUAUAUACAAGGCUUUAGAUGAAAAAUACCCCCUGAUAACAUCAGCAGUUAGAAGAUUAACAUAACCAUGCCACCCAUCAGACAGAUCAAAAGAUAGAAACUCAGUUUUGAAUUUGAGAGGUACUUGCAGGUCAGAAUGGAGUCAUUAAGUUUAGUUCAGGUGAAAGAAAAUCUAAUCGAGCUUGAGAAUUUGGUCAAGGAGGGCAAAGAUCAAAAUGAUGCUAAAGUCAAAGACAUGGAGGACAAGAUUCGCAUUGCUUUGGAUGUCCCAAGGGAAAGCUGGAUAAACACUGGACAAACUCUGAAGGAUGUCAUAGAAAAAGUACAUAAACUACUGGACGUUGUGCAGGAUUCAACGGUCUCAUCUGAGAUUAUUUCAGAUAAGGAUGUUCUGGAGAAUGCAUCUGGGGGUCUGGCUUUGGAAGGGGUUUACAAAACCAGAAAUUCUGAAGACUUGCUAAAGAGAAGAGAACAACUUAUUGAGAUUCCAGAUUCAUUUUCACUUUCUGGUCCUGUGCAAAGUACCAGGUACGAGCAGAAAGAAUUUUCAUCCCACAAAUCUGAAGCUGUUUAUCACAAAGUAAUGGAGAAACUGGGCCACAGCUUUAGCAGCUCAUUGAACAUUGGAUUCAAAGGCUUUGGUUUUGGCUCUGGAGUUGAGAAAAAUAAAUCUAAUGAGAUGGAGCAAACCAGUUCAAAUUUGCAAGAAGAGUCCUACAUCCUCCACACAAAGUACAACUACGUUCCACUUGCGUGUGGCAUUCUUCAGAAAGAUGAACUCAAACUUUCCAGUGGAGCUGUUAAUGCCCUCAGAGAAAUUGAAAAUGUAAUUUUGCUUUCUAAUGACCGCAAAACACAAACCAACACAAUCAGAAGUUUUUAUGAGAGAUUUGGGUCCCAUGUGAACCAAGGCCCUGUACACUUGGGUGGAGUUUUCUGGUGGAGAGCAUCUUCAUCAGGCUUCAGAAGUAAUGAUGUGUCAGAGAUAAAACAGCUGAUCUCUGAAUCACUGAAUGUUUACUCUAGUGCUGGAUUUGGAUUUGGUGCACUGUCUAUCUCAGCCAAAGUAGCAACAUCCUCCACACAGCUGAGGGGAUCUCUUACUGGGAAACACAGAGAAGACCUGAUGAGUAAUGUACAGCUGUCAGUCAGUAAAAUGGGUGGUCCUGCUGAGAUUGACAACCACUUGCAGUGGAAAGUCCUUCUUACUGCUAAUAACAGAACUUGGAGUAUUAUAGACAGAGGAACAACCCUGACUCCUAUCUGGGAGAUACUAAUGUCUUCUCACAGAGACGAUUUCAAUGAUGUGUCCAAUUUAGGCAGAAUAUUGAUGGAAGCAUAUACAGACAUCACUGGAGAAAAUGUGGAAGAGGUGUGGGGGGAAAACAUUCUUUCUGAAAUGGAAAAGGCAGAAACUCUGAUGCAGUCAGUAAAGACCUGGAGUGCCACUGACUGUGAUUCUCACUUGGCACAGUUGUUGGACUUCAAAACCUGGCUCUUUGAAAAAACAAGAUCUCACAAAAUCUGGCUGAAAUGUCUCUCUAAUGAAAUACUUCAAAAUUAUCUGUUUGAAGUGGCUACAGUAAACAGCAAAUCCACUGCUGUAAAUUUGAGAUGUCUGAUACGCUCUCUUUUGGAAGAUCAUUUUAAUGAAGUGGAAAACUUCCAAAACAGAAGAGAACUUAUGAAUUGGGCAUACCUAACAGAGGAAGACUUGAGUAAACAAGGUCAUGUGUCUCAUUUCUCAGAACUAGACAGAGUCUUUCAAUGUGCCAAACAAAAACUGGGAGACAGCAGACUCAUGCUUAGUUCUGCUGAACAAGAACACAAUGCAAAGAUGAAAACUACAAUGGCUGUAACUCUCUCUCUGAAUUCAUUUUGUAAGACUUUGCAAGAAAAAGAAGAGAAGGAAGUUGAACUGUUGGUCCUGUCCAUAAUAACAGUUAUAGGAUACAGUAGUGAACACAAAACAUUUGAUCAUAUUCUGGAUAUAAAUGAAAUCACAUUCCUGCAGUCUGAACUGCAGAGUGCAUUUAGCAGGUACACCUCUCUAAAAGAACAGUGUUCCAUUAGGGCUCAAGCGUACCUGUUGCUGACAGCUCUGACUGUGUCCACUGACAAAGAAAUCCAGAUUUCACCAAAGGCAAAAGAAGAGAGACUACAGGUAAUACAGACACAACUAAAGAACAAACUUUCACUUCCCCCUAAAGUUAUGGAGAAAAGGCACCAUGAUUGGGAAUCACUGGAAGGUGCAUUAAAUUCCAUCAUAACAGGCACCAAGAUGAGUGAUGGAAGUACAGUUGAGGAGGUAUUACGUCAGCUGGAAAAUAUAUCAGUGAAAGACGUGACACCUUUAUCGGAGCUUCAGAAAACAGAUGAAAAGAAUACAGCACUAUAUAACAAAGGUGAAAAAACAAGAAGCUUUAUGAAUUUGCUUAAAAAGGUUGGGCCUAGAAGACUUUUACCCUAAAAAGAUGACAAAAUCCAGGGUUCUUGUUAUGGAUGAGUUAUCUUUGAGUGUAAAAGAGCCGCAAACAGAGAAAGACUUGAGUUUCCUUUAUCUCUAUAAACUCAUGACAUUGGACUACAGAGCCAGGUAUCUAUUUGUAAAAUCAGAAGAAAUUAGCAUGGAUUUCGAGGAGGAUGUUGGAAAUGUUGAGGAUGAUGGUGAUGACUUCUUUGAUUGUGAUGAUAAAUCAGAUAUGGUGAUGAGCAGCAAACAGGCCCAGAUACACCCGAUGGAUUUGCACAUGGCCAUUUUCCACUGUUCCAGUGACUUCUUGCGACAGUACAUUUUCACAAAACUCUCCACUUGUCAGUUUAGCCUACCCUUCUUGGUACCCAACCCCUGUACAGAUGAAGUGGAAUUCCCUCUCUGGGCACUCCGACAUAUCAGGAAAACUUGGCACAGCAAAACUGCGUCUGACACCAGUGGGAAGUAUCAUAACAGACAAAUGUUCAACACACCUGUGCCAAUUAUUUCCUUUAUUAGACUAGGAGUUUCUGAUUUGAACUCCAAGUCUCAGAUGUUGGAUGGUCUCAUUAGCAAACAGAAGCACAGUGUGUUCUUCCACCGUCAUUGCAAAGGCAGCACUCCAGAUAGCCUGCUCAUGAAUGGAGUUGUAGAGAUUGCAUGGUACUGUCCUGGAGGGAAGAAGGAUGACACAUUUCAUGAUUGUGUGGCCUUUCUCAAUCUUCAUGGUAAUGCAGAGGAACAUCCAAAACAACUUGAGUUUCUUCAAGCAGUGAGUACUGUCAAUGUCCUUCUCCUUUCAGAGCAUUCUAUGAGUGAAACUGCCAAAAAGAUUUCCCAGGAUUUGUCCAAGUCUCCCGUCCCCUUGAUUUGCUUGUUCUCAGUGAGUGCUGGAAGAUGCACCCGUGGUGCCUUCAUGCAACUUGUAAAAGUGGACUCAAGCAUCAGAGAUGAACUGGGAUAUGACUAUGUCCUCAUUGUGGACACAGAGGGACUCAGAUCUCCAGAGCUCAGUACAAACAUAACACUGAACCAUGACAAUGAGCUUGCCACCUUCAUCAUUGGAAUUGGUGACAUGACAGUUAUCAAUAUCAUGGGGGAGAACCCUUCUGAGAUGCAUGACAUUCUUGAGAUUUGUGUACAGGCCUUCUUGAGAAUGAAGCAGGUUAAAAUCACACCUAGUUGUAUUUUUGUGCACCAGAAUGUUGCCGAAUCUUCAGCCGGAGAUAAAAAUAUUGAGGGUAGGAGACGACUCCUGGAGAAACUGGAUGAAAUGGCCGAAAUAGCAGCAAAACAGGAGAAUGCUGCUGAUAUCACUUGCUUCAGUGAUGUAAUACAGUUUGACAUUGAAACGCAAGUGUUCUACUUCAAAAAUCUUCUAGAGGGAGACCCUCCAAUGGCUCCACCAAAUUCUUCCUAUAGCCAGAAUGUUCAGGAACUCAAGAGCAAGAUUCUCGGAGUUGCAUCAUGGCAAGAGAAAAGUUCAUUUCCCUCACUUUCACAACUCAAAAACAGAGUGUCUGACCUUUGGACAGCACUCCUGCAGGAGAACUUUGUGUUCAGCUUCAAAAACACAGUUGAAAUGAUGGUGUACACUUCUUUGGAACAUAAAUAUUCAGAGUGGACAUGGACACUGAGGAAACAUUCACUGAACCUUCAGACUAAACUGGAGAAUCAAAUUGGCAGCAACUUGAUUCAGGAUGUGACCUUUCCGGAUCUGGCAAAAGAGUUUGACAAAGUCUACAACCCACUGAAGACUGAGAUAGAGAGGUAUUUCAGAGAAGACAAAAACAAGGAGACCCUUGUGAAGUGGAAGACAAAUAUUGACAUUCGCAUUGUAAACUUAAAGAGUGAGCUCAUCGAGGGGACUGUGAAGAAAUGUAAAGAAUUACUGACCUCAAAGCAAAACAGGAGACGCACCUACGACAAGGGGACGUCCACCGUCUCCAGAAUAGGCGUUUUAAGGUGGUAG